AUGGUACAGGGUACAUCCAACAGCUGGUUUCUGCUUCUGGUUUCUGCUUCUGGUUUCUGCUUCUGGUUUGCCUUCCGCCAGCCCCAGACCCCUGGCCUGGGCCGCGGGCUGGCUGGCACCCGGAGCGCGGCCCAAAUCGACGCCGACGUGGCCGGAUUUGUCCACUGGCAGGUGGCUGCCGACAGCGCAGGUGGUGACGGCAAGGCCUGA
Trichoderma atroviride IMI 206040 is the source of this 210-nucleotide messenger RNA. Lineage: Eukaryota; Fungi; Ascomycota; Sordariomycetes; Hypocreales; Hypocreaceae. The record is from RefSeq and is a predicted model, not a curated record.